This is a messenger RNA of Pteronotus mesoamericanus, 2131 nucleotides long. It is a transcript of the gene MRPL49, whose product is annotated as mitochondrial ribosomal protein L49. Gene Ontology annotation, molecular function: structural constituent of ribosome. Bases 154 to 654 code for a protein of 166 amino acids. NCBI's taxonomy places the organism in Eukaryota, Metazoa, Chordata, Mammalia, Chiroptera, Mormoopidae. Gene Ontology annotation, cellular component: ribosome; mitochondrial large ribosomal subunit. The transcript is spliced from 4 exons. Gene Ontology annotation, biological process: translation. The record is from RefSeq and is a predicted model, not a curated record.
CGAGGGCCUCUGCUAUUUGUACCGCCCACGGCCCCCUAGCUUCGCCCCUUUACGCCCGCAAAGACAGUCUUUCAGGCCCGAGAGGCGUGCGCAGGCGGGGGCGGGAGCAGGCUGGUUGCGCGCGCAGAAGGCUAUUGUACGGGGGAGUUCAAGAUGGCAGCGACCAUGUUCCGGGCUUCGCUGCGGGGCUGGAGAGUCGGCAUCCAGCCGGGCUGCGGGCUACGGCAGCAGAGCCAGACCAAGGGACCUCCCAGUUACCCCAGCUUCGUGGAGUCUGUGGAUGAAUACCAGUUUGUGGAGCGCCUAUUACCCCCCACCAGCAUCCCAAAGCCCCCAAAGCAUGAACAUUAUCCUACUCCUAGUGGCUGGCAGCCCCCCAGAGACCCUGCACCCAACCUGCCCUACUUUGUGCGGCGCUCUCGGAUGCACAACAUCCCUGUCUAUAAGGACAUCACACAUGGCAAUCGUCAGAUGACUGUAAUCCGGAAGGUGGAGGGAGAUAUUUGGGCCCUACAGAAGGAUGUGGAAGAUUUUCUGAGCCCACUGCUGGGGAAGACACCUAUCACCCAGGUCAAUGAGGUGACAGGUACCCUGCGGGUCAAGGGCUACUUUGACCAACAACUGAAAGCCUGGCUCCUAGAGAAGGGCUUCUGAGACCUAGCUAAACAAGCCUGCGUGACAGCAUCCCCCGCAGACUGGGGUCCAGGGGAUCUCAGGAGGAGGGGGGUGGGUGUUGGAGCAACUAGGAUUGGGGUACAGAGACCAGGGCUAAGGGCUGGGAUAGGGUAGCCUGAGGGCUGAAGGGCCUCAAAGCUUGCUUGCGCAAAGGGGGACACAGUACCGUCUGCACAGGUGCCAGCACUGGGGGAGGGCUACCUGACACUGAGACCCGCUAGGAACAGCCGAGCUAGUGGGGGCAUUAGUUGCUGUCCCACACCACCGCCCCUGACUUUGGUCUGUUCCUGAUUUUUUUUUUUUUUUUUUUUUUUAUGCUCACCAGAGGGCAUGCUUACUGAUUUGAGAGGGGGAGGGAGGGAGAGGAAAAAACAUCAGCUGAUUGCCUCUUGCGUGCAUUCCAACCAGGGACUGAGUCCACAACCUAGGUAUGUGCCCUGACCCGGAAUUGAACCCACAACCUUUGUUUACUGGACAAAGCUCCAACUGAGCCACACUGGCUGGGUCUGUUCAUGCUCUUUAUUGGAGCUCAUUAGGUGGAGCUAUUCAAAUUCUAUAGGUUGUUGACUACCCCUCUGGAGGGAGCAAUAGCCCAACCAAGGUUAAGGGAGGGUAGCACAGGACAGACCCACUGGGCCCCUUCCUUCCUUGGCCCUCGGGACUCGAGACUCGCUGCUGCAGAUGUUCUCAAGCCCUUGCUCUGAGCCAGACCUGGCUUGUUGGAGGCUGCAGAGAAUGCAGAUGACCAACAUAGGUCUGGGAGUCUUCCGUCCCAAGUGCAGUGCUGGGCACAAGGGUACAGUAUGCCCGUGUUAGCCCCUGGACUCGUUCUGUCUGUGCUGGGGUAGAAGGCUCCAUUCCAGACCGGAGGGGAGCCUCCUUAGGUUUCCAGCUGCAGAAAUCUCAGUGAUUAGCUAUACUUGGUCUGCCCACAAGGGGGUGCUUGGGAGCUCCAAGCUGUCAGGCUCCGGUUCAUGCUUUGCGGCUGGCUGACCAGCAGCAAGGCUGCACAGGGGGUUUGCGGGCAGGAAGACGCUGGCCUUUGCUCCUACCAUCCCAUCCCACCCCCAGUCAAUGAGCCUCACACUUGUCAUGCCACAAGGGCCAAAACCCUGAGUUGCCACCCCUACCUCCGCAUCAGACUGGCUGACAAGGUUCAGAGCUUGGUUCUCCUACAUGGUCUCUAACCUUUUUUGGGGCUCGGUUUCUUUGUACGUAAUAUGGGUGUACGUUCCUAAUAGUUUAAUUACAAUGUGCCCACGGACAGUGCUGGCUUGUGUAAAUAAACCCUCACUCCUGGAGAUUCCAGGCCCCUCAAGGUGCAGCCUGAGUAAGAACAAGGAGCCCGGCUCACUGGUCCUGACACCACCUUUACCAAUUGUUAAUGCAAGUUUUUAUUUGGCUGUAUAUACAAUUCAAGCUAUUAAAAUUUGUACAAUAUUUACACAUUAAAUAA